Molecule: messenger RNA, 377 nt
Organism: Linderina pennispora
Lineage: Eukaryota; Fungi; Kickxellomycota; Kickxellomycetes; Kickxellales; Kickxellaceae
Exons: 1
Coding region: 111-335 (74 amino acids)
Source: RefSeq, a predicted model, not a curated record
CUCUCUCGUCCCCGGUUCCGGUUUCAUUUGUUAGCGCUCUGCUUCUCUACUGUUCGCUCUUCUGCUUCCCUAUUGCCCUCUCCCCCUCCUAAUCAUCUGCUACACAAAUAAUGCUAUACGCCAUCCUGGCUUCGCUGGGCGGCAUCGAAGAGGUUUUGAAGUCCGUGUGGGUGUGGACGCCGACAGUUCUUUUCUACGUCGUCAUGAUGCUUGUUGGUCUUUCAGCCUUUGCCCUGUUUGGCGUGUUCCUGUUCCAGCGCGACAUGGUGUACCCAGCAGGCUUCCCUGCCAACUCUCGGACGCGGGUAAGUUGCGAUAUACAAGGGAUGCAGUAAUGACCUGCACAUUUGCAACACCGCCCAACUAAACCUAGACGU